Penicillium argentinense is the source of this 1800-nucleotide messenger RNA. Its product is annotated as beta-catenin-like protein 1. Gene Ontology annotation, cellular component: spliceosomal complex. NCBI's taxonomy places the organism in Eukaryota, Fungi, Ascomycota, Eurotiomycetes, Eurotiales, Aspergillaceae. The transcript has 8 exons. The record is from RefSeq and is a predicted model, not a curated record. The coding region runs from base 1 to 1800 and encodes 599 amino acids.
AUGACGAGUGUCGACGAGCUAUUCAAGGCGGGCUCUGGAAGCUCCAAGCGCAAGUUUGAGCCCGUUCAGGAUCCUAACGAGCUCUACAAGGCGGCCAAGCUCGACUCCAAUGGCGACGUGAAGUCGAAGGGUAAAGAACCCAUGGUGGAGGAUGAUGUCGAGGAUGAUGGUGAGGCAGGCCCCGAGCUACCUCCCGAUUUUGAGGAAGACGUGCCAGACGAUGAAGAAGGCCGUUUCUUUGGGGGAGGAAUGGAUCAAAAGACUGCUCAGGCUAUGGAAUACAUCGACCAGCAAGAGGAAGAGGAGGCGCCGCAGGAGAAGUUUGAUGCUGCCUGGGUACGCCGGUUUGCCUUGAACUUUGAGAAGAAGAUCUCCAAGAACGCCGAGCUACGAGCCAAGUUUGAGAAUGAUGGAAAGAAAUACAUGUCCUCGGAGGCCGAUCUGCAUACCGAAAUCCAGGGACUCUCUAUUCUGUCAGAGCACCCAGAGCUCUACGAGGAAUUCGCCAAGAUGGGCUGUGUUGGCUCAUUGGUGUCGCUGCUGUCGCACGAUAAUACAGAUAUUGCGAUCGAAGUGAUUCAGGUCCUAGGCGAGCUUACGGAUGAGGAUGUGGACGCGCCGCAAGAGCAAUGGGAUGCUUUGGUCAACGCGAUGAUUGAUGCCGAUGUUAUCGAACUUCUGGCUUCAAACCUCUCUCGUCUUGAUGAAAAGGAAGAUGCUGACAGGGCUGGUGUUUACUACACUCUCGGUGUCAUGGAGAACCUGGCUUCCCAAAGCGCGCUCGCAGAGAAGCUCGGACAAGAUACGUCCAUUAUUUCUUGGAUCCUGUCUCGCAUCCAGCAGAAAGAAUCCCCUGUCUCCCAAAAUAAGCAGUACUCAGCAGAGGUCCUAGCGAUCCUUCUGCAAUCCUCUGCCAAGAAUCGAGAACGGCUCAUUGGUCUCGAUGGUAUCGACAUCGUCCUCCAGCUACUCAGCCAGUACCGGAGACGGGACCCCGAAAGUGAUUCAGAUGAAGAAGAAUACGUGGAGAACCUCUUCGACUGCUUGAUCUGUCUCGUGGAUGAAAGCGGCGGAAAGGAAAAGUUCAUCGAGGCGGAAGGCAUUGAACUUGCACAAAUUAUGCUCAAGGAAAGCAAGUUCAGUAAGCCUCGAGCUCUGAAAGUUCUCGAUCACGCGCUUGGUGGAGUCAGCGGUGGACCAGCAUGCGAACGACUGGUUGAGGCAGCUGGCCUCGGGUCAGUCUUUGGUUUGUUCAUGAGGAAGGUAAGAAUCAUCUCAAAGGGGACUCGGACAAAGACUCACAAAUUGAAGCAGCAAGAAGGAGGAAAUAUCGAACACAUUCUAGGCAUUUUCGCGUCCCUUCUUCGUCUUUUGCCUGGCGGAUCAGCACCACGAACUCGUACACUAGCCAAGUUCAUGGAGAAAGACUACGGAAAGGUCGAGAAACUGAUCAAGUUGCGACGGGAAUAUGCUGCUCGUAUCUCGCCGGUCGAGCAAGCCAUCGAGAAGGAGCGCAAGGGAUACUCGAGGGAGGAUCAAGAGUAUAUGGCUGCCGAAUGGCUCUCCCGCCGGCUCGAUGCCGGACUCUUUUCGCUCCAGACGAUUGAUGUCAUUUUGGCAUGGCUUAUUGCUGAGGAUGCGGGCGCCCAGAAGAAGAUUGAGGCGCUUUUUGCAGAUCAGGAUGAGAACCUGUCUUUGGUUCGGGGCACUUUGCAGGAACAACUGGAAGGACUCAGUGAGGAAGAGCCUGCACAGAAAGACUUCAAGGACAUGCUGAGCGCUUUACUGCAGUUUGUCUAG